AUGGCGUCUUGGUCCCCGACCUCCUCCUCCUCCGCGCGUUGCCCCGACGGGCAACCGCUGCCGCCGGGCACCGAGGUGGAGGUCCGCGUCGACGCCGACGGGUUCCACGGCUCCUGGUUCGAGGCCGUCGUCGAGGGGUACUUUCCGGCACGUGGCCCCCGCGCCCCGGCCCGCUACACCGCCUCCUACGCCCACCUCGUCUCCGAGGACGGCGCCGUCCUCGUCGAGCCCUUCGCGCCCUCCCACCUCCGCCCGCGCCCGCCCCGCGCCUUCUCCUCCGAGGAGGACCUCCUCCGCGCGCUCGCCCCGCACGACAUCGUCGAGGCGUUCCACAAGGACGGGUGGUGGUCUGGGAUCGUGCUCUCUGUCGCCGCCGCCACCGCCGCCGCCGGCAACGACAGAGACGGAGACCCCGACGGCGUCGUCACCGUCGCGUUCCCCAUCACCCGCGAGUUGAUCGCCUUCCCGCCCCGCCUGGUGCGCCCGCGCCGGGACUACGUCGACGGGGAGUGGGUCCCGUCCGAGGUCGCGAUCGUCAUCCAGCCCAGGCACGCGCUUAGGGUUUACGACGUCGGGGACAAGGUGGAGGUGAAGAGGGACCGGGAGGUGUACGGGCACUCGUGGUUCCCCGCGACGGUGGCCAAGGUGAUCGAUAAGUUGAGCUACCUCGUCGAGUACUCCGAUCUGGAGGGGGUGGAGGAGGCUGGGGGAAAGGCGGUGGAGUACCUGCAUUGGCAAUUCGUCAGGCCGUCCGAGGAGCUCCCGCCGCGGCACUGCGAUUUCCGGCUUGGUCCUGGAGCCGCGGUGGAGGCGUACUGCGAGGGGGCGUGGUCGCCUGGCGUGGUGCGUAGGGUCGUCGGUGAGGGUGAGUAUGAGGUGAGCGUCAAUGGGAUGAACAAGGAGCUUCUGCUGACGAAGGUGCCAGAGUUGCUCAAGCCUCAGUACAGGUGGAAUGGCAAGUAUUGGAGGAUUGUUACUGCCAAGAGACACUUGAGGCGGCAGUCUGUAUCUGGAAUGAGCCCAAGCUCACCGGUGGAUGUGUUUUCCAGUGAUGAUGAACAUAGACAUCAUAUUGAAUCUUCUGCUUGCAAAAGGUCAAGGAGAAUGUCGAGGAAGGAACUCAAGGAAGUGGAUCACCUGGAAGUCAUGCUAACUGAACAUUCUGAGCAUGAUUCACGUUCUGAGAUGGACACUCCUUUAUCUGAGUUGGUCAAGUCACCAGGAAGCAAUCAUUCUUCAAAAUUUUGCGCUCAGCUUUCUGUAGCAAAAACUUUUCAAGUUCUUUCAAAGAAGAUAGUGAGCAACUGUUCGGUACCAGUGAAAAUGAUUCCUGAUUCCUCAGGAUAUCUGAUAAAUCAGAAUGAAUCAGGAAAAGAUUGUAUUGGGAAGACAGCGGUUAAUCAAGAAAUUAUAUCUGAUAUGCUACUUAUGAACGGUGCAUCUGCUUAUGGAACAAAUGCAGGUGAAAGCUGUGCUAUGCUUUCAACUAAAAAGUUUAGGAGACAUAAUAUGGCAUUAUCUGGCAGAAAUAAUCAUAUACGACAGGUACGGGGUAGGCCUGUCUCGUUCCAGACACUACGGACUAAAAAAAAUGUGCCUUUCAAGCUCAAACAGGGUAAAGUAAGACCUAUUCAAGCACCUCAGGGAAGGAAUGAUCCCUUUGAUAAUAUUCAGUUAAAGAGAAACAGUACUUCAAAUAUGGAAAUUGUCUGUGCUUUGAGCGUGUCUUCAGAAUGCAAUACCCCGUCUCCUUUGGCUAAACUGACACAGGCUUUUGAUGUUGUGUCAAAAGGGGCAGAUAGUGAAUCAAACACAAGGUUUUUUACCUCAAAAAAGAAAUUGGCUAAAAAGAGGGGCUUCAAAGAAUCAGAUAGCCCACAUAACUCAUUGGAUGCAACCAGUGCACUCCAGCCAAGAAAGAAAGCUGCAGGGCGACUGAAAGGAUCUUCUAUGGAGGUACAAUUGGAGGGUGAAACUCAUACUCAGCAGCAGCUUGAUAAGAGUUUGGAGGAUGAUCUGAAUGCUAAUGAAGUAACAAAUCAUGUACUGUUGCCAUUGACACCUCCAGGCUUUGAAUCAAUUGUCAAUGGAAAGAGAUCUUGUGAUUGGAACACUGAUGGUUUGUCUGAAACUAACUUACAUUCUAGUCUGUUUGAUGAAGAACUGGCUUCUACAAUCAAUAGCAUCUGUCAAGAUAAUCAUAAUGGAGAUGUGCAGACUGACGAUAUGGCUACCCAAGUAACUGAAAUCAGCCACCUUAUGGAGAAACCUAUGUUAUCUCUUGACCGUUCAGUUGAACAGGAGGUGAGUGGGAAAGUGGGACAAGGACCAAUCCAAUUACAUGUUGGGAACAGUGGGAAUUUGCAGUCCACCACUGACAACACCAUUUUAAGGAGCUGCUCAUUUGCUGGAGGUUCUAUGGCUUCAGAUAUGUCUAUGUGUCAAGUCUCUGGUCAGCAGCCCCCCUUCACAAAGAGCUCCCCUAUAUGGUCUGUGGUUGAAGCAAUGGAUGUGUUUCGUAAGGUGCCACAGCGGCCACAUUUCCUUCCACUCAAGCACUAUUCGCUAGCGCUGCGUGAAGGAAUUGCUUUAGGUCUAACAAUGUCGUAUCCCAACGUAGUGAAUGAUAUAAGGAAGUUACGCAUAACGGACAGCAUGGAGACAUUUGAAGACAGCAUCAAAACACUUACCACUUUAGAAGAAAAUGGAUUCAAUGUUCAGUCCUUGCAGCGUAGCCUGACCAAGUUGCUCCAGUUCAGAUCAGAUUACACCAAUGCUCUCACAUACAGGGAGAAGCUGAAAGCACAGAUACUGGAUAAGGGCUCUGCUGUGUCCCGCAUUGGUGCAUUGCUUGAUGAAAAGGAUAAUGCUAUAUUCAAGCUUGAGCAGGAACUUGGGAGACUACGAUGGGAAGCACAGAAGAUUGCGAAGAACAAAGAGGAUGAAGACGCGGAGCUGUUAAGGCUGAAAGCUGAGGACAGCAACGCUCAGGAAGCAUGCGGCGACGCUAAACGGCAGUUUCACGGUGUGCAGGCUGAGCUGCGGCCAUUAGCAAUUGGUAGCUAGUAACCAUCUGGAUGUGUCCCAACUUGGCAUUCAUGUAACUUAUUUUCCAGGCCUGUAUGCAGGCGCUAAUCUAGAACUAGAACCAUUCUGGUUGAACCCCUACUGUUGUUAGUCCUGACCUUUCUAUUGCUCAACCAUCACUCUAUGCUAGAGUGCUAGACUGAUAUACCUAUCCCUGUACUUAAUUAUCCCUCCUGCUGUUAAUUACUAGAAUUUGCUGUGAUCGGCAUGCAGUUGGGUUAUCUGCUACUGCCUUGUUGG
Messenger RNA from Oryza brachyantha (malo sina), 3327 nucleotides. RefSeq lists its product as uncharacterized. Lineage: Eukaryota; Viridiplantae; Streptophyta; Magnoliopsida; Poales; Poaceae. The record is from RefSeq and is a predicted model, not a curated record. Bases 1 to 3066 code for a protein of 1021 amino acids. The transcript is spliced from 7 exons.